Molecule: messenger RNA, 858 nt
Organism: Porites evermanni
Lineage: Eukaryota; Metazoa; Cnidaria; Anthozoa; Scleractinia; Poritidae
Source: the annotation of a GenBank genome assembly
AUGGCAACUUGGUUUUGGAUUCUUGGCUGGAUUCUGUCCAUUCUGACGAUGGCUGGAAAUGGUUUCACCGUACUUCUUGUGGGCAGUCGGCGUCGGCUUCGCACCAAAACCAACGCGUUCAUCGUUUCACUUGGGGUGGCGGAUUUCUGUGUUGGGGCGUUCGUUGUUCCUUCACUGUUCGUCUGUCACAUCAGAGGUGGCUGCGAUUGGCCUCAAACCUAUGCGUCCUGGGUGGAAUUUAUAAGGUGGCUCUUUCAGUACGCCUCUAUAAUGAACCUGUGCAGCCUUGUACUAGAUCGGUAUAUGGCUAUUGUAAAGCCACUGAAAUACGUCACCUUCAUGACCGCGCGACGAGUAACCCAACUAACAUUUAUUUCUUGGGUGAUUCCUCUUGGUCUUGAAAUUUGGUCUCUUUUCAUGACUUUAUAUUUACCAUUUUCGAUAUGUUCGAUGCUCUUAGCCGUACAGUUUGCGAUCCUCGAGAUUUUCUUCAUCUGCAUGUUAAGCUUCUGUUUUAUUUCCAUGUUAACAGUUGUAUACAAGCAAACUCGAUCAUCAGCCAUCUUAGCAAAACAGUUACGUUUCAACCACCGAGGUUUGAUAUUCAACGCAUAUGACAAAUCAGCAGUUGUAAUGUUGGCAGUUGUGGUAGGCUUCGCUCUAGCUUGUUUCGCAACUUACUUGCGAUGUAGCUUUCUUCAAAUUAAAGUUUUAGGAAACCAUACAACUCAACUACACCUUUCGUGUAAAAGUGACUUUGCGUACAAAAUACCUAUGAUAGUUCUGAACUCUGCAAUAAACCCUUUGGCAUACGCUUUCUUUAAGCGUGAUAUUAAAAAAGCCCUAAAAGGAAAGUAG